Molecule: messenger RNA, 1362 nt
Organism: Fusarium proliferatum ET1
Lineage: Eukaryota; Fungi; Ascomycota; Sordariomycetes; Hypocreales; Nectriaceae
Exons: 5
Coding region: 1-1362 (453 amino acids)
Molecular function (GO): FAD binding
Source: RefSeq, a predicted model, not a curated record
AUGCCGCAAUUCAAUGUCAUUAUCGUAGGAUGUGGUCUUUCAGGACCGUUGCUUGCAAGUGGGCUCCUAGACGCAGGUGUCAAGGUAGACGUGUACGAGAAGCUAGCGGCCGAUGCAAAACGAGACGGCUAUCAGAUCCGUGUCGCCCAACCGUGCAUGGACGCUUUUCGUCUCAAUCUCACCCCAGAACAAAACAAGAAGAUUCAAGCUAGCCUAGGGCAUUUCGACGCCAACGAGGAAACCACGCCUAUCUGGUACGAUCACAAAUUGAAGCCACUCUUGGAAAUGGGGCGGAUCAGCGAGCAGUAUCACGGCUCUGCGCCCAUGGACAGGGUGGUGCUGCGUGAUAUAAUUUCAGAAAAGCCAAUACAGAGUGGUAUCGUGCACUCUGAUAAAAGAUUCUCUCGUUAUGAUAUAAUUUCCGACCAAGGAAGGGAAAGAGUGCGCGUCUCCUUUGAUGAUGGCACUUCCUCAGAUUGCGAUCUGUUGAUUGGGGCGGACGGAAGUCACUCUAGAAUCAAUGAACAGCUCGGCCUGAGUAACAUUCAAGCCAUCCCCGUUAUAAACUUCAUUACAAAGACACAUUUGUCCAAGGAUAAGCUAGCAGCACUGCCUCCGGCGGCUCGACAUUCACCGAUGCUGGUUUUCUCACACAGGAAGACCUACUUUUGCGUUGCGUACAUCCCGAGCCGACAGCACGAAGAUGUUGCAAAAGAAGACGAAGGAUCACCCAAUGGAUCUUCUGACUACGACGAGAAUAUGGCCACGUUCACGUUCUCUUUACAGAUGCAGAAGGAUGAUUGUCCAAAAGACAUCAAAGAUUGGGACAAAGAUGCAACCUGGAAAUUUCUGGAAGAAUCUCUGAGUAGUUGGGACGAUGCGUUCCGCCAAGUCAUACAGGUCAUCAAAUCAGAAGAGGUCUACGUUUUCGAACCUCGGGCAAGCAAACGACCGGCUCUCAACUGGCGUUCCAAGGUACGAACAGCGACCAAUCCUAAUCUCGGGCAUCCGCGGGUAUGGUUGAUGGGUGACGCCAUGCACGUUAUGUUGCCCAACCGAGGUAUGGGUGGCAACCAAGCCAUGCUUGACACGACAGUGAUCUCGCCUCUGAUACAGCGACUUGACAAAGCUAUGACAGCUGAGGGAGUAAUUGAGACCGACGCGAUCGCGGCAGCCUGUGAUGAGUAUGAGCGCGAGAUGAUCCCAAGAGCCUUUUACUGGGUUGAGACCAGUGGAGGAACGAAGCCGGUGCCGUUCGAUACGAAUACCUUGUUUGGUCUAUGUGUAGCAUGGUAUAUGAAGCUGUCUCUGGAUAUCAGAGAUGCAAAGGAUACAAUCUUGAGGUUCUUCAGGUUGAGAUAG